AUGAAGCCUGGUGCCCACCUCCUCCUUUUGGCCGGGCUCCUCGCUCUCUGGGCUCUGAUGCCCCCCGCGUCUGCUAAAGGCAAACCUGGCAGCUGCCCUGUCCGAAAGGGCCCUGGCAUCUGUCUGCAUGGCUGUUCUUCAGACUAUUCAUGCCCUGGAAGGCAGAAGUGCUGCAGCAAUGGCUGUGGGCAUGUGUGCAUGGAUCCAGUAUUCAGAAACAAGCCUGGCAGGUGCCCCAGACAUAAAGGCCCUGUCAUCUGUGGGCAUGGCUGUUCUUCGGAUUUUGAUUGCGGUGGAAGACAGAAGUGCUGCGGCACCGGCUGUGGGCGGAUGUGCAAGAAUCCAGUCUUCGCAGACUAACCUCGUCUGAUCUCCGGAAUCCUUGACAGCAGCCCGUGCAGAAGAGCUGCUCCCCUCGAGAGCCGGUGCACCAACUCGGGCCCUGAUCCUGCUGCCCUCUCCUGCAGUUUCCCCACCAGCGGCACCCCGAGAGAACCUCAUCCUCAGCUUAACUCACAA
This is a messenger RNA of Eublepharis macularius, 519 nucleotides long. RefSeq names its product scuwaprin-a-like. The transcript is spliced from 4 exons. Bases 1 to 360 code for a protein of 119 amino acids. Gene Ontology annotation, cellular component: extracellular region. Gene Ontology annotation, biological process: innate immune response; antibacterial humoral response. Gene Ontology annotation, molecular function: peptidase inhibitor activity. Lineage: Eukaryota; Metazoa; Chordata; Lepidosauria; Squamata; Eublepharidae. The record is from RefSeq and is a predicted model, not a curated record.